This is a messenger RNA of Cyprinodon variegatus (sheepshead minnow), 1149 nucleotides long. It is a transcript of the gene gpr119, whose product is annotated as G protein-coupled receptor 119. Gene Ontology annotation, biological process: G protein-coupled receptor signaling pathway. Gene Ontology annotation, cellular component: membrane. The transcript has 2 exons. The coding region runs from base 1 to 1149 and encodes 382 amino acids. The record is from RefSeq and is a predicted model, not a curated record. Gene Ontology annotation, molecular function: G protein-coupled receptor activity; phosphatidylcholine binding. Lineage: Eukaryota; Metazoa; Chordata; Actinopteri; Cyprinodontiformes; Cyprinodontidae.
AUGGGCUUGGUCCUUAGCGUCUCUGCUGCCCUUAUUAUUCCCACCAAUCUGCUAGUUGCUGCUGCUCUGCUGAAGCUGCUCCUUAAGCGGGGAUGUCAGAGCUGGUGUUUCGUCCUUAACUUGGCUCUGGCUGACACUCUGGUAGGUGUAGCCAUCACUGGACUUGCUACAGAGGACUUCAGCAACAGUUUCAGUCACCACCACUAUGCUCCCUUAGUGAGUUAUAAUUCCACGAACACAAGCCAACCUGCUCCCCCGGGUAAGACUCGAUGUUUGCUGAGAAUGGCCUUUCUGACAUCUCCAUGCGUGGCAUCCAUCUCGUCUAUGUUCCUAAUCUCACUGGACCGUUACAUAGCCAUCAAGCUGCCCCUGCAUUACUCUCUGAUGUCUGGAAGAGGGAAGACGGUUGGAUUUUUAUUGGCUCUGUGGAUUGGCUCCUUCACAACCGGAUUUUUACCAGUGAUGGUGCACCAGCUGCAAGCGGCGGGACCCUACGAUGGCUUCUGCGCUUUCUUUAACGUCACCCAUGACAUCACCAUCAUCAUUCUGUACUGCGCGCUGUUCUUCCCCCUGCUCUCCCUCUUCAUCUUCAUGUACCUGGACAUCCUGAAGAUUGCCUGCAUCCACCACAAGCAGAUCUCCCAGAUAAGGCAAAUGAGCUCCAGAGCUGAGGACAGCCAUCAUGGACCAUCCCAGUACCACCAUCAUCCGCAGCAUCACCUGCUGAGGAGCUGGAGUCACGUUAAGGCCUUGAAGACGGUGCUGGUGCUUGUUGGCUGUUUCCUGGUGCUUUGGAGCCCUUUCUUUGUGGUGUGCAUUGUUCACCUUCUGUGUAGGAGGUGUGCUCUUAAGGAGGUGCUGGAGAACUACCUGUGGCUCCUGGGACUCCUCAACUCUCUGAUAAACCCUCUGGUGUACGCCUGCUGGCAGAGAGAGGUGCGCCUGCAGCUGUCAGCCAUGUUUUCCUGCAUCACCAGCAGGCUGCUGUCUGAAGCAGCCCCAGGUGUGAUGGAGAGAGGCCACUCGUCUCCGCCUGCGCACAAUCAUGCUUGUGUUUCUGAGGGAGACACCCCCAGCCCUUCAAUAAUGAUCCCCAUCAGCAGUCUGGAUGCUCAAGCUGUUCACUUCACUGACACCACCAGUUUGUGA